AUAUCAGCAGCAGAUUCCGAGGCAGCGGCGAGCUCUGACCUCGCAUUCAACCUUAUUUCUGCGCUGUACAGGGACCUGCGGGGUGUUGCUGAUGAAGUGUGCAGCAGCAGCAGCAGCGGCAACGCAGAGAUGUGCCGCGCGGGGCUGCAGCACGUAGCAGCUACAGCGGCCACAUUGGCUGCGGAGACGAUGCCAAAGGAGCUGCAUGACGCACUGCAGCAGCUCACUGCUCUCUCCGCGUGCACGGCUGCUGAUGGUAGCGACGACCCCCGCCUAGAAGCAGCGGAGCCACGCUCGCCAGCUGCAGCGGUUCAGGAGCAGCAGCAGCAGCCAUUUGCUGCUCCCCGAGUUGCGGUUCCGUUUGUUUCCCUUGAAGGCUCUGACCUGUGCAUACACUUGCCGCAAGUACCUGAUGCCACAGCAGCAGCAGGAGGAGCAGCGUCUCCUGCAACGGGCACUCCCGCAGCAUCCGAGGUUCCCCUCGGCAGCUUAGAGGAUCAUGGUGCUCUCCAGGAGCAGCGGCAGCAGCAAGAGCAGGAGGACGUUCAACGAGAGCAGCAGGAAGAAGAGACGCUAUUGCAGCUAGACGAGCAGCAGCUGCGACUGCUGUGUGCCUCCGUUGCAGUGCUUCAUGACGCAGCGGUAGAGAAACUGCGUGAGUUUUGGUGCAGGGAAGCGCCGCAUCUGCUCGAUCAGCUGCAGCGAGUCAGCUGCCAUGCUGGUGGAGGUAGUGCUGAUGCUGCUGCUGCAAGUGGAGGCAGCAGCUGCAGCAAACGGCAGCAGCCCACAGAUUUACUGCUGACUACGUGCAAAGAAGGCCCUGCUGCUGCUGCACUGCAGCAGCUAGAGGAACUUGCGGGAGGGCGAGAUAGCUUGUUGUUGCUGCUAGGGUUAAGACCAGCAGACACAGCGACGGAGCAAGGUAGCGGCGGGAAGGCUUUAGAGCUUCACGGGUGCGUGGACGAAGUUUCAGCGGCAAGCCCCUCAGCAGCAGCGACGGCAGCAGCCGUAGCUGCUCCAGGAGAAACAGCAGUAACAGCUCCAGCAGAGGCAGCAGCAACUCCCCGUGUGGUGUCGCUCGCAGACAUAAAAGACUUGUCAUUGCUGCACAGUAAUAUGCCACAGCAGCGGGGGCAGGCAGACGAACGGGCAAGCAGGCCUGCCUCUGCUUCUGUGGUGUCGUUGGCAUCGACAGGCGCUUCGCUUCCAGCAGCAGCAAAGACAGCGCGUGCUGCAUCUGCAGUAGAUAAGGAACAGACAGCGUUUCAGCAGGUGGCGAGACACCUUCAGCAGCUGCAUGCAGCCGUUCGGGACGAAACCAUAAGGCUGCAAGAGCUCGCCUCUUUCUACGAUCUCUUUGCUGCGCAGUCGCUCGGAAUAGCCGACUAG
Molecule: messenger RNA, 1389 nt
Organism: Cyclospora cayetanensis
Lineage: Eukaryota; Apicomplexa; Conoidasida; Eucoccidiorida; Eimeriidae
Product: AF4/FMR2 family member 4
Exons: 1
Coding region: 130-1389 (419 amino acids)
Source: RefSeq, a predicted model, not a curated record